Molecule: messenger RNA, 1049 nt
Organism: Drosophila virilis
Lineage: Eukaryota; Metazoa; Arthropoda; Insecta; Diptera; Drosophilidae
Gene: pr
Product: 6-pyruvoyl tetrahydrobiopterin synthase purple
Biological process (GO): tetrahydrobiopterin biosynthetic process
Cellular component (GO): mitochondrion
Molecular function (GO): 6-pyruvoyltetrahydropterin synthase activity
Source: RefSeq, a predicted model, not a curated record
UCAUUGCACUAGUGCAUGUAGCCGACGUAGACAAAAGUUAUUUAGAAUUGAUUUGAGAUUACAUUCUAUUUGCCACACAUUACAAGUUUAGUUAAAGAGCGCUGCUGCCGCAUUUCACAUUUGUUAGUGCAUUAGCAAGUCGGACUCUUGCUUCGCAGCUAACAAAUUGCUUCUGCUACCUUGCGCACACAGUCAAUCAUAUAAAUAAGCGCGUUUCGAGAGCAGGUCUUGCAUUUGCAGCAAAACAGUGCUCACGCACGUGCAACAGAAUACCUAGACUCCUGCAAGCCCGCUAAAGACGAAUUCCCCUCACAUUCAGCAACUGCAGCAUGUCCCAACAACCUGUUGCAUUUUUGACGCGCCGCGAAACGUUCAGCGCUUGCCAUCGCCUGCACAGUCCUCAGUUGAGCGAUGCCGAAAAUUUGGAAGUCUUUGGCAAAUGCAAUAAUUUCAAUGGACAUGGUCACAAUUAUACGGUCGAAUUGACUGUGCGCGGUCCCAUCGAUCAACGUACUGGCAUGGUGCUGAACAUAACAGAACUAAAGUAUGCUAUUGAGGCGGUCAUUAUGAAGCGCCUGGAUCACAAGAAUCUGGACAAGGAUGUGGAAUACUUUGCCAAAAUUCCGAGCACCACAGAGAACCUGGCCGUAUAUAUUUGGGAUAAUAUACGCACACAUCUCAAGAAGCCGGAGCUUCUCUAUGAGGUAAAGAUAUUCGAGACGCCAAAGAAUAUUGUUACCUAUCGCGGGCCGUAUCAAUUGAAUGGCCUGUACAACUCAUUGAAUAAGCGCACUGCACGCGAUUCGUGCACCAAUAUCUCAUCCGAUUCGGAUUAAAUGUGGCAAAAUAUAUACUUACGAAUUUUUUGUUUUUGGACCAAUGCUCAGUGAAGCACAACUAAAAUACUUACACCUACUGUGAAAUUGCACAUAAUAACACAUAUUUAGUUAUUAUCAAGCGAGUUAUACGAUUUACAAAGUAUAUGUUUAGAAUUAAAUGUAUUCAAAUGAAAAUCAUGAGAAUUAUAUGGAAUAAAUACUGUAACAACA